ACUCAUCCUAAGGAUGAACGCCUUGAAGCUGAACUAGUAUCCAGAAGAAUGUAUCUAAAGCCAACUCCUCGCUCCCCUUAAGGUUGACCAAAACUUGCAACAACCCACGCAUUUGCUUAUUCUAGGCAUUCACCUGGUGCUGACUUGUUGUCGAACCUGUUGUUCAACUCGCCCCGUCGUCGCUUCCCACCUGAUCAAAUCUCUUACCGGAAGUGUGGGACGCACUUGUCACCUGAACCCACGACCGGGCAGGUUAUUCAAGCCGUCGUCCUUAUCAGACAAACUACACGAUACCAAAUUAGCAAGUAUUGGCUGUUUUUGUUCAAGUGGAUAAACGUUUUGGAGCCAUAUUUCGGUGGGUUUUCAGACGACGGAGACGCAGUGAAACACACCGCGGAGAGAACAGCGCAAAUAUGUUUUUCGCAUGGUUGGUUUCGGCGCUCUUGUUCGCGUUCGCAGUUACAGUUGAAAGUAGCUUUUCAGUGACCACUUCUAAUGCAAAUGUGCAAGUAAAAGAAAAUGAAGGGGUUGACCUUACAUGCUCUUACUCGGCGGACUUUGGUUCAAAUGCCAGGGUGGAGUGGAAAUUCAAAGACCUCACAGGGUCACAGAAGUAUAUCUAUUAUAACGGGAAACUCACAACCCCGUAUUCCAACCGUGUGACGAUGUUUGGCAGCAAUCUGAGAUUCAGCAAAGUGACCCGUGUGGAUAACGGAGUGUAUGACUGUGAGGUGUCUGGUGUCAAUAGCCAGUUUGGGGAGGCCAGAGUGAAGCUCACAGUUCUUGUGCCUCCGUCACCACCCUUGUGCAGGAUCCCCACUUCAGUGACAACUGGCAAGAAGGUCAUCCUGUCCUGCCACGAUAAAGAUGGUUCCCCUCCACCUCAAUACAAGUGGUACCGAGACAACGUACUUCUGCCACCUGAACCCAGCAAGAUUUCCGGCUUCCAGAAUAGUACCUACAUGCUGAACUCUGCAAAUGGCAACUUGGAGUUUUCCUAUGUCAGAAAGACGGAUACAGCUCAGUACACCUGUGAGGCGUUCAACAUUGCUGGUCCUCCACAGCGCUGUCGAGCUGUGAAAAUGGAAGUCCGUGACAUUAACACCGGAGGCAUUGUUGCUGGGGUAAUCGUGGCUCUGCUGUUGCUCGUCCUGCUCGCUCUGGGAAUUUGGUAUGCUCACAAGAAGGGAUACCUGCCCCGAAUGAAUGAAAGGUAAGAGUAUUUUCCCAUUUUACAUUAGGCACAAUAGAUUACAUUUGGUCAUUCAUUCCCACAGUAUCUACAUUGCUGUGUACGUUUUCCCCACAAGAGCUAAAAUGGUUUUGUUUCUUAAAUGUCUUGUAGCAAGCAAAAAACCAAUGUGGUCUACCAGCCGCCUUCUGUGUAUGGUGGUGAAGAUGAUGAUAGCGAGUUUAAGCAAAAGUCAUCCUUUGUGGUAUAGUCUACAAGAAACAGUCUUGGCUGGUUUUAAUGUUUGCCUUAACUGUUUGUACAUGUCAUCCUUGUGCUUUUUUUUUUUUUUACAUUUUAUGAUCCAAAGAUUCCUCUCAAACGUGUUUUUUUUUUUUACAAGCCUGCUGUAAAUAUCGUAUUUUCAUUUGUGCUGUUGUUAAAAUACUGGCUUUGGGUGUGACUGACUUUUUGUAAUAUUUUACAUUAACAUUGCAUUGAAAAUACUGUACAUUUUCUUCCAGAAACGAACUUGUUACAUUUGUUCUCAAAUUCUGUUUGUCUAUGACUUCAGUUCGAGAACUAUAUUGGUUAAAAUAAUCCAAACAGGGUAGCUGUACUGUAUUUUUCCUGAACAGUGAUUGAGCUUCAUAUGAAAAGCACAGCAAUAGAGUUUGAGAGAGGUGUGUAUUGUAACACUUUUUAACAUAUUAAACACCAUUUUGUAUAGUCUCAUCACAGCUAUGACUUCUUGAAGAUAAAUUUAACUUUCUGGUAGUUAAUCCUCCAACAAUGUUGCACUUACAGGGUUGAUAUGGGCAGAUGUUGGCACAGCAGUAUGAAUUAAUACAAUAUCUGAUUUGAAUAUCUAUUUGUGCAACCUUGUAACGUUUCGGCAGAGUUGGUGAGAAUUUGAAGCUGAUGAAUUAAUCGAUGUAGCUUUUCAGUAAAUAAAUGUUUUAAAAUGUG
This is a messenger RNA of Hippocampus zosterae (dwarf seahorse), 2140 nucleotides long. It is a transcript of the gene f11r.1, whose product is annotated as F11 receptor, tandem duplicate 1. Lineage: Eukaryota; Metazoa; Chordata; Actinopteri; Syngnathiformes; Syngnathidae. Gene Ontology annotation, cellular component: bicellular tight junction. The coding region runs from base 414 to 1217 and encodes 267 amino acids. The record is from RefSeq and is a predicted model, not a curated record. Gene Ontology annotation, biological process: establishment of endothelial intestinal barrier; regulation of membrane permeability; intestinal absorption. The transcript is spliced from 9 exons.